AUGUCUCGAUCUCCUGAGUAUAAUGUUAAUGAAGAUAUUCAAUUAUGCCAACGGUAUAUGGAAAUUUCCCAAGAUUCUGCUACAGGUGUUCAACAAAGUUCACCUUCUUUCUGGCGUCGGGUUCAGGAAGCAUAUAAUGGUGCCAAGGAUGACAGUUGGGAGUAUCGCAAUGAAAGAUCGGUGAGUGCUCGCAUUCGUACCAUUGAGAAAGCUAUAAGAAAAUUAAAUGGAUCUAUGAGACAGAUUGAGAUGUUGAAGCCAAGUGGAGCAUCGAAUGAAGAUAUUAUGUCUCAAGCCAAAAUAUUACCCACGCAAGAUCCCCUCUACAGGAAAGGUUUUAAAUUUGAUCAUGUUUGGAAUAUGAUGAAAGAUUUUGAGAAGUUUAAAAAUAAUACCAGGAAUAGUGCAAACUUUGUGUCAUCAGAGUCGAAAAAUCCUAUGCCUGAUUCUCCUAAGGAAUCAUCCCCAGGUUUGUCAAAUUUUUCAAUGAAUUUAAAUGAUGAUGGUGAUGUAGGUAUAGCUGAACGACCUACCCGCGGAUUGAAAAAAUCCAAGUUGAAAAGAAAAAAGGAUGAAGAAGUUUCAAGGGUCAUCAACUCCAUCAAGGAAGAUAAUAAACAUUUAAUGGAGAUGAUGAAGAAUAAUCAGUCAGGCAGAGAUAAGCAAAUGGAAUAUAAGUCCAAAAAUUUAGCCUUCAGAGAGUUUAAAGAAGAAAAUAAAAUCUUAACGAUGGAUUUGAAUUCAAUUGUUGAUCCAUAUUUGCGAGCGUUUUGGGAAGCCGAGCGUAGGCGUAUAGUUCAUAAAAGAGCUCAACAUCAUCAAUCGUCUUCUGGUUCAAAAAAUUUCAAUGACUAUUUUACUAAUAUUGGCGGAUCUGAUACCGACCUGCAAGAUUAUUGA
Molecule: messenger RNA, 900 nt
Organism: Mercurialis annua (annual mercury)
Lineage: Eukaryota; Viridiplantae; Streptophyta; Magnoliopsida; Malpighiales; Euphorbiaceae
Exons: 2
Coding region: 1-900 (299 amino acids)
Source: RefSeq, a predicted model, not a curated record